Dendronephthya gigantea is the source of this 6140-nucleotide messenger RNA. RefSeq lists its product as uncharacterized. Bases 2 to 1519 code for a protein of 505 amino acids. NCBI's taxonomy places the organism in Eukaryota, Metazoa, Cnidaria, Anthozoa, Malacalcyonacea, Nephtheidae. The record is from RefSeq and is a predicted model, not a curated record. The transcript is spliced from 4 exons. Gene Ontology annotation, molecular function: ADP binding.
CAUGGCUAAGUUUAGUGGUUUUGAUGACACUAUGGAUACGUCUGCAGCUUUGUCACUCGUCGCUGAGGCUCAACCUUUUCACGCUUCUGGGGCUAGUGGUAUGGCGAGAAAAGUAAGAUCAGAUAUUAGAAAUCAGUGGGCGCAUUGUAACUUUGCACACUGGACUGACGUCGUUUACCAAGCAGCUCUAAAAGAUAUGGAGACAUUAAUAAAUCAAGUCAACCUUACACCUUCGAAAAGAAAGGAAAUGCUUGAUGAUCUUGUUGACUGGAAAGAAAAAGGUCUGAAACUUUGUUUUGGCGAGCCAGUAGAUCCUGAACUGCUUGAACUCGUCCACACUGAGGUUGCUGAACUUAAAGAUUUGGUAAAAUUUGUUGAAGAGAAUACAGAGGAUAUUCUGAACGCAUUAGAAGCAGUCGAAAAAUCUUUGAAAGAUGAAAUCCAAGAGUUAAAGGAAAGACAACUCCGUACUGAGAAAGAUGUCGAGCAAUUGAGAGCUAAACAGGACGAUUUACAGAUGACCAUCUCGAAAAGAAACGAAAAAGAACCACGAUAUCUUUUCAUGGCGCCUAAACAGAGUGUCUGGUUUAGUGGCCGAAAAUCUGAACUCGGUUAUCUUCGAGACGUACUCGAGAAUAAGAGAAGAUGUGGCGAAGAAAGAGUCCUUGUCGCUGCCAUCUCUGGUCUUGGAGGAUGCGGGAAAACAAGCCUUACUGCAGAAUAUAUACACAAAUGGAAAGGUUAUUAUCAAGGAGGUGUUUACUGGUUUUCCGCAGAAAGCGAUGUCAAGUUCAAAGCCUCGGUCGAUGAGAUAGCCGCGCAAUUCGAUACACUUUAUAACGAUUCGUUCAAUGUUACAUUGUACAAGACCCUAGCAGUUUUUUCAAAUAUUACAAAACCAUGGCUGGUGGUUGUUGACAAUAUGGAUGAAGCUGAUCUUUCACCAAAUUUGGUUAAUUUGGUAUCAGGGCCGUGGCAAGAAAACGUCGCGUGUUUUGGUCAUCUCAUCAUAACAACACGACGAACACCUCAGGAUUUAGAAGAGAAAUUAUCUGGUAUCGAAGAAUCCAAUUGCCUCAAACUCGAAUGCUUUGGUAGUGAGGAGGCGAAAGAAUUCGUCUUCAGAAGAACUAACAUUACUCGUGAUGAACAAAAAGAACUUUCCGCGGACUCGCUAUGUCAAAAGCUUGGUGGCUUACCAUUAGCAUUAGAACAAGCUUGUGCAUACAUCAAGUAUCUGGGAUGCUCACUAUCUGAGUACUUAGGGUCGUACGAGGAACAUUCCCUCCAACUUCUAAACAAGAAGAAAGCUACCUCUUUUCAUGGAACUUCCCCAGAACGAUUAGCCGUUCGUACCACGUGGCAUCUCAACUUUGAACAUAUCAAAAAAGAUGAAAACGGGAUCGUCGCCAUUCGUUUUUUGAAUGCUUCGGCGUUUUUGGAUCGCAAUGAAAUUCAAAAAGACCUCAUUAAUGUAGGCGAACCCCGUGUUGACGAAAAAUGUAUUGUGAUCACGUGAGCUCUGCUUUAGGUUCCCUCGAAGUCCUGAAACUCUUGACUGACUUUUCUCUUUUUAAGGAAACUCACGAUUCUUCCCUCACAGUUCAUCGUUUAGUCCAAGAGGUCAUUCGAGAAAGUCUGACCUCGGAGGAGAAAGUUGAAAGCAUUGUUGACGCAGCCCGUCUGUUACGUUUUGCCUUCUUACAAUGCCCAUCUCCUGAUAAAAUUUCAGAAAGUGUGGUAACUGAAUAUGGUGAUCGAUCAUCCCUCUAUCCAAAUGAUUCUUCUAAAUUUUAUAAAUGGCAUAAGUUGUGUUUACAUGCACAUGAAAUUAGAAGGAAUCUUGAACGUCUUUUGGAAGUCGUCCAUGAUGUUACCGGGAAAACCGUCUUUCUGCCAGAGAUAGCGAGGGUUGUUUACCAAUGUGCUUUGCAUUUGAAUGUCAAUAAUUUGAGUAGGCAGGCAAAAAUUGUUGGAGACUUUGCCAAUCGGAUUUUUGACUGUAGUCGCCAAGAGAUUUCGGAGAAUGAUUUGAGGGUUCUCUCUCCACAUACGUUUCCUCUGUCAGAGUCUGUACGUAGGUUAAUCAAAUACUCCUGUGAGGCUCCCCCUGAAAUAGAAAAGAUCAAUACUGUUAUUAAGACCUCUGCUUAUGAUCCCAUGAAAGCAGAAAUCGAUAAUUUGCGAUCUGAGGGUAAUGACCUAUUCAUGAAAAGCAAUUUCGAACAGGCUGUAACAGUAUACUCUUCAUGUAUUGAUAGAAGUAUAGGGAAGAAUUUUUUUGACCCUAGGUUAUUUAGUAAUCGUGCUUCUGCUUAUCUCAGGUUAGAGCAGUUCAAAAAUGCUCUGAGCGAUGCUGAGGAAUACAUUAAGUAUUCUCCUGAUUGUUGGAGAGGCUACGCUAGGAAAGCCUUGGCUCUUCACGGCUUAAAUGAACAAAAUGCUGUAUGUGCUGCAGCUUUGGCCUUUUAUUAUAACCCCAGUAUCUUCGAGAAAUACGAACCGUUCAAAACUUCAUUUCCCAAUAUGAAAGAACGUAUUCAUAUUUGUGAUGACGUUCCUUCACUUGUUUCUUUGCUUUCUGCUCCGCUACAUGAUGGGAUGUUGUUUGAUAGCAUGUGCAAAAUCAUUCUCCUCAAACCAGGCAAAUAUUGUCUCCUCGCCAAAGAUUUCGAAAGUGAUCGAAUUCAAGAUGAAAAUAUUCUCAAUGUCAAUAUAAAGCGGUUGAUAACACUUGAUUUUUGCAUUGUUGGUUUGGGUGAUAGCUCGCCUUCACUCUCCUUCGAUCGUAAUUUAGGUCUGCUUUCCCGCAACGUUGUGGCUUAUAACAUCUCUUUUAUAUUUGAUGUUGCAAACUGGGGUACCAUGCAGGAUUCUACAGUCAAGCUGUUGAACUGUUCGUACACAUGCAAUGAUGCUUUUGUGUCAAAAGGAUAUCUCAGUGUGAAAAAUUGUCUGUUUAACAAUUGCAAAAAUACUGCCCUGUUCAUUGAAGGAGAAGCUGUUGUUGAAGACUCCGUCUUUUCUGGUAACAAGUUAGUUGGAAUAGAAAUCUUCGGUGGAAGUCUUUGCCUCAAAAACAGCAAACUUCACGGUAACCGAUGGGGUUUAUUUCUAAAGAAUGGCAAAUGUCGUAUGACUUGUUGCCAAAUUUAUGAUAACGAGAAAAUUGGUAUAUGGGUCCAGGAAGGAAAUGCAACAUUUACACGUAAUGAAAUAUUUCACAAUGACUGUCAUGGUGUAUUUGUUCAUAAAAAAGGUUCCGCGGUCAUAGAGGAAAAUGAAAUAUUUGAGAACAAUUGGCUGGGUAUUCGAGCGUUCAAUGCUUGGUGCCAUAUUUCUCGGAACAGAAUCUACCAAAACAAAUGUGGCGGCAUUCAUGUGAUGCCAGUAACAAAAGCGUCAGGUCUGCAGCAAUCAAUUAUUGAGUCCAAUCAUAUUUUUAGGAACGAGGGGCCUGGUAUUGACCAUGCCAUAGGCUUCGAUGAUGAACUCGAUAGUGCGAUGCCGAAUCUUUUUGAAGUCUUUUCCGCAGUUGGUGAAUUCAUGCUAGCGAAAUGCAGUGACAAUGAGCUGAAAAAUAACAUGGAGACAGGCAGCCAUCCACCACUGAAGGAGUUCACUGACAUUUGUUUUCGUUGUUACAAGAAAGGCCGUUGGAAGAAAUGUGACAACUGUUUUAUCGCAGGAUACUGCAGCCCAGAAUGCGAAAAAGAUGACUUUGAAAUCCACAAAAAUUGUUGUGUUCGGCUAUUGGAAAGAUAUAGCGUUUUGGUAAAAGUUUUUCCAUUGUCAUCCGGUCUCAUUGGCGACAAGAUGGUUUCAGACGAGGGUAAUGAAAGGGGGAUGCCAUGGUCGGUCCUUGAGCCUUGUGGACGUGCACACGCGCGGCCGCCCAACAACGGUGAACGUUUCGUUGUUAAGAUACAAGCCUGUGAUGGUCCAAGACGAUCUAAUCGCGGACGUACCCUUCUUUCUAUAGGAGAUCGUAGCCUGUCUGUUAACGGAAGUUUGGCUAUGGGUGACCAUUGCGACGGCAUUUAUCGCAUUGUAAGAGAGUGUGGCUCCAACUGUGAAUGUUUAGGAUGGAAGAAGAAGUUCUUUUGGGCUGUCCUUGCAGAAGAUUACCGUACAGUGCGCGUAUUUCUCACUGAUUUACCAAGCUAUCAACUUUGGUAACGACAAAUAUUAUCUCUCACUCAGUUAAACAGAGAAUCAAACACAUCCAUAAAGUAACGGUUCAAAAUUGUGCACUAGGCAUUUAAUAUGUAUAGUUGAUUGAAUUGCUUUUAGCAUGGUAGACUAUAUUUACAAAAUAUAAUAUAUGCGAUGAAACUGGGUGUUUUACACGUUGUGUCGAAGAAGCGAAACACCUAAAAAUCCGCUAUUAUUCUGAUUCUUAAUGUGAUUUAAAUUUGAACUCGCUACUAUUUACGCACAAUAUCCACUAUAGGACAAUCUUCGGGUUCUCCUACGUUGUACGCAUUGGAAUGUUUUUUAACUUCCAUUAAAAAUGUUUCGCGUGACAAGCAAUUUUGGCCUAAUUCAACAGAUACUUAAUACAUUGCAUCCCUUAAUUUACUUUUACCUAGCUUCAACAUGGCAUUAUUAGGACGAUGAAGGAUAUUUGUGGUUUGUCUUUUUCGAGACACACUAUCCACGCGGAUUUAUCCAAAUAAAAGAGACUUAUAGAAAUUACCCUUGAGCCUGGUAUUCAUUUAGUCGUCACUGUCGUGAUUCUCACGAAUGUGAAAUAGUCAUGCGUAAAUUUGUCCAUAUACUUCUUAAUUCAAUUCGGGCAUUGUUUGACUACACACCUAUACACACCCAUUGUUUGACUACACACCCGGAAAUGUUCUAUAUCACAUGGCCAACGUGACAUGUCACGGCAAUGAAGUCUAAAUGGAAACCAGGCAUCAUCGUGCCCAAGCACAAAGGGGGUUCCUAAGGUCUUUACAUCCUGUAUAAUUUAGAUAUAACAUAAUAUAUAUUUUUAAAACGUGAGGCAAAAAAACAAUUUCUGAAUAAACAAGAUAUCUUGAAAACAUAUAAAUGAUUUAUGCUCACGACACGAAAGACACAAAAUUGAAACUUAAGACGAAUUUCAAUUGUAUUAUGUAUUUUAUAAAGAAAGUGUUGAUUUAGCGUUCCAGGUCUAUAUUUAUUUUAUAUGCCCUAUAUAAAGUAUAGCAACUGAGAUAUAAUGAUACUGAGGUUAUGUCUUUAAUCUUUCUGAAUAUAUAUUUGAUUUUGAGCCCUUGCACAUGCAUGAUCACUUAUAUAAUGUAGCUGUGUUAAAUAUGUUUAUAGCCUAUUGUUAGCUAAUAGCUUAACUAUAUAACAUGUGCAGGAUGACAUCGAAUGUCUCAAAACGCUUUAUAUACCUGGACACCUGCUGUGUACAUGAAGCAUGUCAAAUGUGGAAAAAAUAUUACUAAACUGUUGCCAAAUGUGAAGUUUGCGCUGGAUGCAUGCUCGCAUCUCAUUAAUCAAAGAACCGAUAUCUAUACGCGUUUCCCUUAUCACACGACGAAAUGAUAAACAAAGUUAUGAACGAGUACUGUUUAGACGACUAACUGGCAAAUUUAGAAAGAGGCUAAAGUAAUUAAGUGCAGUAAGUGACAUCUUAGAAGUCAUUAUUUCGAAAAUAUAUUAGUUUGUCAACUAGUAACCAACAUCGUUCCUGGGGCAUUUGCUUCCAGGGUAAGACAGCUGUGAAAAUAGCUGCAUCUUUAUUCACAAUGUUUUUUGCAACGUACUGUAUCCUAUAUUCCUAUUGGCCAGUAGAAUACUCGUAAUUUAUGAGAUUCAUCAUAUUCAUGCACGUGGAAUGGAAAGAAACAAACUGUUUGGCAAGAAUUGAUGAUAUUCGCCGUCGCCUUUGUUUAUAGAAUAUAUUAGAAUAAAUUUCUUAGUUUAUAAAACCUAAUUAAUAUAAUUCCUAAGAAGGAAUUUCGUUCUAAACUAUAAUCAGCCAAAUUGUAUACAUUUUUCAGGCUAAGCCAAUAAAAUUGCCUACUUUUUUAAUACUUCAUGUAGGGUAAAUAAUGUACCUCUUUCCUGGAAGUUGCUAAAACUUACGCUUUUGAUUGGGUUACUGAAAAUGUAGGCAAAUUUGCAGAUUGGUCCCAAAUAAAAUC